UCCCUCAGCUCAUACUAAUGCCUUUACCCCCAAUCAGAGACACAGCCACAAGCACCACAGCUGUUGCACUCUGAGGAAUAAACGGAGAAUUAUCAGUAGAGGGAGUUCAGGUUGUGAUGUCCGCAUCUAGGUUUGACCGUGUGAGGGAAAUGCCUCUCUAUGACCAGGUCCCAGUGGGUCCUGGAUGGAGGGACACUGAACUGCCCCCUCUCCCACCCCCACCACUACUACAUGUGACUGUGCCAGCAGUCAGCUUAGAUCCCUUCCCCCCUCCUCCCCUACCUGAGCAGCCAGCUGUGGGGCCUGAAUCUUUCUAUCCCUCCAGUGAUGAGGAACCAGCUGAGGGGGACUGUGAAGCAAUGGACAUCAAGCCAGUUCGUCGCUUUAUUCCCGAUUCUGUCAAAAACCUUUUCCGGGGCAACAGUGGGAGCCGAAGCAGCAAAGGGUGGCCUGUUACUUCUUCUACACAGCCUCACUCCCCUGCCCCAUCAGCCAAUAAGAAUACCACCUGCCACACCACAACAGGAGUCCCCUGCUCACCACCCAACUCUGCCCCUCCAUCUCCUUCGCUUCCUGGCUCCUAUCGGGACCCCUACGGUGGGUCAGGGUGGGGUUAUACCUCUCAAAAGGAGAAAGAUGGAUUGAUGCUGGGUGCUGAAGCUAUGGACUUGGGUUCUGCAGUGCACAGUAAUUUCUCAGCCCAGACCUACCAGGAGCGGGUGGAGGAGUACCAUCAGCGCUAUGCCUACAUGAAGUCUUGGGCUGGCCUACUCAGGAUCCUGGGUUGUGUGCAGUUGCUACUUGGAGCUGCUGUGUUUGCAUGUGUCUGUGCUUAUGUGCACAAGGAUAAUGAAUGGUUUAAUAUGUAUGGAUACUCCCAGCCACAGAUGUAUGGAGGACUUGGUGGAGGGGCUUCAGCAUAUGGAAAUGGGGGAAGUAUCUACACAGGUCCCAAAACGCCUUUUGUUCUUGUAGUGGCAGGGAUAGCAUGGAUAGUGACUGUAAUCCUUGUUGUUCUUGGAAUGACUCUGUACUACAGAGCCAUUCUUCUUGAUUCCUCUUGGUGGCCACUGACAGAGUGCUCUAUCAACUUUGUAUUGGCAGUGCUGUAUAUGGCAGCAGGUAUAGUGUAUGUAAGAGACACAACCAGAGGAGGACUAUGCUACAUGCCCAUCUUCAAUAAUGGAGUCAAUGGUGCAUUUUGUCGCACAGAGGCUGGCCAAACAGCAGCCAUAGUCUUCCUGUUCCUCACCAUGGUGCUCUACUUUAUCAGUGCAGGAGUUUGUCUGAAGCUGUGGAGGCACGAAGCAGCCAGGAUGAGAAAGGAGGUGCUGGCACAGGAGAUGAAAACCACUGGAUCAUCCAUCCCACUGUCUGUACUGGAUUCAGCCUCAAGAGCCUCAGAGACGACACCUCUUCCUACCAUUCAGCCUGACAUUAUGAAUGCUCCAAACAAUGCUGGAUCUGCUCCUCUCAUGGCAGCAGAACCAGAGAUUCUUCGAGGUCACAUACCAUCUGGAUAUAUUCCCAAACCUGUCAUCAUAGCAGAUUAUGUUGCAAAGUAUCCCAGCAUCCUCUCGGAUGAGGAGAGGGAUCAGUAUAAGGCCGUCUUCAAUGACCAGUAUGCUGAAUACAGAGAGCUUCAUGCUGAAGUCCAGAUCAUGGCUAAGAAGUUUGAAGAGAUGGAUGAGAUGAUGCAGAAUCUCCCCUCAAGGCCCUCAAGUCAAAUGGAGAAAGAACGGAUUAGUAGCAUCUUAUCAGAAUAUGAAAGGAAGAAAGCUGACCCAACUUAUUUGGAAAAAAGGGAGCGUUGUGAGUACUUAAAAAGCAAGCUGUCCCACAUCAAACAGAAGAUUCAGGAGUACAACAAUACCAUGGACUAGGGUGUUAGAAACAUUCAUGUCUGUAAUCACUUUUCUUUAAAAAUACUUUGUUGUAUAAAAGAACAAUUAAAGUUAGUAACUUGUAUCUGCUCAUUGUUGUGCCUUAAUUGUAUUAGCCUACGUUUGAAAGAGUCCCAUCAUAUGGAUGUGCUUCAGGCAUGGAAACAUGGAUUGAUUUCAUUUGAGCCUGUGUCUGUACUAACACAUGGAAUGGUGUAUUCAGCAAAGUGUGGGCAAGGUUACACUGAGGAAAACAUUUUAUGUGGAUGUAAAACAGACAUAAACAUAACUUGUUGCUCAUUGAACACAGAUUUGUCCGAGAUCUCAACUUCACGUCUGCUUGAUGAUUAGUACCUUUAAACACACUAAAGUCAAUGUUCACUUUUAAUCAGAAUACAAAAAAAAUAUGUAAUCUGUCCGAUAGAAAUGCAGAAAUGAACAGUUCCUUAACAGUUUCAACAGUGAUAUAAAUCUAACCUUAAGAGCACAGAACACACCAUGUCAUUAUCAAUGAACAAACAGAACAGAAAGAUUACAAAAAAUUAUGUACAUUCCUGAAACGCCUAUAAUUUUUUACUACCAUGACUGUUUUUGCAGCUGUUUUGUGGUGAAGCAGCUCAUCUGUUGUAUUAUACAAUGUAAUAUAAUGCCUUUUCAAACAUUGUUGUGAACCAAACCCUGUGCUGUAGUUCUGCAGACUACAGAUCAGGACUGAUGCAAAAUGUGAGAUUUAUCUUGUUUUCAGUGCAACUCUACUGUUAACUUUACUGUUAAGUCCUAUAUGUGUGUAUUUUGUGUCAGAUGUGGUUUUGUUUUAUAACCUGGUGUUUUUUUUAUAAGAACUCUAGAAUACUUUCCUAUAACAGAUGUGUGUUCUGGGGGACUCUGAUGUGUUUGUCUGACUGAGUUAUGACGGGAUUUUGUGUGAUAGAACUCAGAAAACAUUAGUAUUGUACAAACAUUUUAAGGCAGUCAGGAGGAGCCUAUUAAUUGAUCAAUUUAUUUAAUAUGUACUGUCAAGAAAACCUGAGCUCAUCCCACUUCCCCAUGCUGGAGAUUUAAGUUUAACA
This is a messenger RNA of Xiphophorus maculatus (southern platyfish), 2953 nucleotides long. It is a transcript of the gene marveld2b, whose product is annotated as MARVEL domain-containing protein 2-like. The transcript is spliced from 7 exons. Gene Ontology annotation, cellular component: bicellular tight junction; cytoplasmic vesicle; apical plasma membrane. Gene Ontology annotation, biological process: bicellular tight junction assembly. Lineage: Eukaryota; Metazoa; Chordata; Actinopteri; Cyprinodontiformes; Poeciliidae. The record is from RefSeq and is a predicted model, not a curated record. Bases 117 to 1883 code for a protein of 588 amino acids.